Messenger RNA from Zophobas morio, 2168 nucleotides. Its product is annotated as histidine decarboxylase. Gene Ontology annotation, molecular function: histidine decarboxylase activity; pyridoxal phosphate binding. The transcript has 12 exons. Lineage: Eukaryota; Metazoa; Arthropoda; Insecta; Coleoptera; Tenebrionidae. Bases 39 to 2003 code for a protein of 654 amino acids. Gene Ontology annotation, biological process: histamine biosynthetic process; L-histidine catabolic process. Gene Ontology annotation, cellular component: cytoplasm. The record is from RefSeq and is a predicted model, not a curated record.
UUAGUGUGAACAGUGAACUGGUGACAUUCGCCGCCCCGAUGGACGCCGCCGAGUACCGCCUCCGGGGCAAGGAACUAGUUGACUAUAUCGCCGACUAUUUGGAGGAGAUCCGGGAUCGGCGGGUGUUCCCGGAGAAGAAGCCCGGGUUCCUGCGGGACCUGAUCCCGGACAGCGCGCCCGUGGACGGGGAGCCGUGGCCGCGGAUCUUCGAGGACGUGGAGAAGGUGAUCAUGCCGGGGGUCACGCACUGGCAGAGCCCCCACAUGCACGCCUAUUUUCCGGCCUUGACGAGCUACCCCUCCAUGCUGGGGGAGAUGCUCUCCAACGCCAUUAACUGCGUGGGGUUCACUUGGGCCUCAAGUCCUGCAGCCACAGAGCUUGAGAUGAUUGUCAUGAAUUGGCUGGGAAAGAUGGUUGGACUUCCAGAGGACUUCUUGCACCGAAAAAAUGGUAGUGGAGGUGGGGUGAUACAGACCACCGCCAGCGAGUCCACCCUCAUCAGCCUGCUCGCCGGCCGCUGGCGCGCCAUCAGGAAAUACAAGGACCUCUACCCCGACGCCGAGAACGGCGAGAUCAACAGCAAGCUCGUGGCCUACUGCUCCGACCAGGCCCACUCCAGCGUGGAGAAGGCGGCCCUGAUCGGUUUAGUGCACAUCCGGUAUAUCGAGUGCGACCAGAACCUAUCCAUGCGUGGCCCCGAGCUGCUCCAGACCGUCCGGAAGGACCGCGAGCUCGGCUUCAUCCCCUUCUGGGUCUGCGCCACCCUGGGGACGACAGGUGCCUGCGCCUUCGAUCACUUGGAGGAGGUGGCCGACGUCUGCGAGGAGGAGUUCUUGUGGCUGCACGUGGACGCGGCGUACGCGGGGAGCGCUUUCAUCUGUCCUGAAUACAGGGUGUGGCUGAAGGGGGUGGACAAGGUGGACUCCAUCGCGUUCAACCCUUCGAAGUGGUUGAUGGUGCAUUUUGACUGUACGGCGAUGUGGGUACGAAACAGCCAAGCUCUGCACCAAGCGUUCAACGUGGACCCCCUCUACCUGCAACACGAGUACUCAGGUCUUGCAAUUGAUUAUAUGCACUGGCAAAUCCCUCUGAGCAAGCGAUUCAGAGCGCUGAAACUCUGGUUCGUGAUUCGCAACUACGGGAUUACGGGCUUGCAAAAGCACAUCCGAGAGGGGGUACGUCUGGCCCAGAAGUUUGAAGCUCUAGUAAACUCCGACCCUCGUUUCGAAAUCCCGGCCCAGCGUCACCUGGGUCUGGUGGUCUUCCGUCUAGUCGGUGACAACGUAAUCACCGAAAGCUUGUGGAAGAAGCUCAACUCAAGAGGAAAAAUCCACUGCGUCCCGGCUAUCAUUAAACAGAAGUACGUGAUACGGUUCACGGUGACGUCGCAACGGACUACUAACGAGGACAUCGUCAAGGACUGGAACGAAAUUCGGGCGGUGGCUACGCUGGUUCUGGAUGACCAGAAUAUAAGGGUUAGGGCAAAAGUGCCUCUCGCUGACACUAAAAACAAGAACGAGAAUUUCGGUACUAGUCUGCUAUUGGCGAACUCGCCCAUGUCGCCUAAGAUAGUCAACGGGAGUUUUGUAGCCAUUUACGACCGAGACGACGUCCUGGAGGAGUUUUCCAAGACGAUUAAACUGAGACAGAAUGCCCAAAAUAGUCCUGCGAUGAGGAGACGCAUCAAGGGGAUUUUGAUGUCCGGAAAGCAGUUUUCGUUGGAUUCGCGUCUGGAUUUGUUCCAUGGUAUCGAAACUGGAGCGACUAGUCCGGGGGAAGGGUUACCCAUUUUGGAGGAUCGUAACGAAAGUGAUGACCACACUAGCAACAAUUCUGGGGAAGCUAACGAUGGUGAGGCUUUCAGCGAUGAGUUUCUACAAGUUCCGAACUUUCCUAAGCAGAAGAGGUCUAAGUCGGUUGACCACCAGGUUCCACACAUGAUUCCGGGAGAAUACAAGACUUGCGACAAGUGUGGCCACCAGAUGGUGGCGAUUGAAAAAUGAACUACUAAUUUUCGUAGAUUUGCGUUAAAAGUGUCGUUUUGAAAGUUAUAAAAAAUCUUCCUAGUUCUACUGCUGUGCCAUGCAAUAAUAACCAACUAACUGUAGAUGUAGAUGUAGAUGUAGAUCAGUGUAUGCAUGGAUAGAAUAAAUCGAUGUUGCAGAAUU